Penicillium maclennaniae is the source of this 1608-nucleotide messenger RNA. RefSeq names its product ankyrin repeat domain-containing protein. Lineage: Eukaryota; Fungi; Ascomycota; Eurotiomycetes; Eurotiales; Aspergillaceae. The transcript has a single exon. The record is from RefSeq and is a predicted model, not a curated record. Bases 1 to 1608 code for a protein of 535 amino acids.
AUGCAACUACAAAUUCGGAAUCUCCCAGCUCUUGACUUAUGCCACGCGACUGCCGAAGGCUGGGUUAACCGUGUGGAGUCUCUGCUGGUUUCAGGCGUCGAUCCAAAUGCACGUUUUGAUGACUCGGAGUCCGCCCUUUCUGGUCUGGCAGACGAUAAAGCCCAUAUUGUGAAAGCUACGCGGCCUCCGCAGUUCGAUUUUGAGGCCACUGAAAUGCCCGCCCUACGUCGGGCUGCUCGGGACAGUGGGGUUCAGAUCCCUGAGAUGUGCGAUUUACUCAAAACGGAGCGUCUUAUGACGAUUUUACUUAAAUAUGGUGCCGAUCCAUAUGCAUUAUUCCGUCAGCCCAUUUACAGCUACAAUCUUGUCCCUAUUUACCCAGGAGACACUGGGGAUCCAGAAUAUGAUGAUGAUGAGUCAGACCUUAACUGUAUGAGAUUUGCUCGUUGGGGUAUCAUCGAGAAGACGCUUCGGCUGGAGUAUGAGCGACUCGGGCUAUUAGGGGAAAAAAAAGAACCUGGUUCGCGGGUUUACGGAUUUGGUGACAACUAUGAGGAAUGUAUCGACUAUAAGCCUCGUUUUCCGCAUAAAUAUGGGGCAUGCAGCGUUAUACACUCUCUGCUUGAGGACGGUGCGUUCAUCCAGCCAAUUCUCAACUUUCUCGGAACCAGUCUAGAUGUGGAGCGACGGGAUCCCCAGGGCCGCACAUUGUUUCUCGCCGCCUGUCGGAGUAAGCUUGGCUUGGAUGGUGCAGUAGAUGGGGCCUUCGUGUGCCUUUGGGGAGGGCAGGCGAUGCCGAACCCUUACCCGCAGCCAAGAAAUCCUUGGCAAGAAGAGUCUCAACGCUUUACCUCUACAUGCACCGGCCCCAGCCUACUCGAAUUCUUCGUAUCCCGCGGGGUAAACCUCCUCGCCGUGGACAAGUACGGCCAAAACGCUCUUCAUCACCUGCUAGCGUUUAUUGAUCGCGAUAACGACAUACCCCCACUCAUCAAUACAUCGCUGAAAUACUUAGCCCAGAACUGUCCUAGUGUACUAAAUCAGCCCGAUGGAGCCGGAUUCUAUCCUUUACACUAUGCGAUUCGACGAAUGUGUGACUACCCAUACCAGGCUAGCUCAGCCUUUAAAGCUAUCUUUCACUUCGAAACAGCUAUCUAUGACCUUCUAGACGCUAAUGCGGAUCCUCUCGUACGUGAUGGCCAUGGGAACACCGUUCUGCAUUACCUUGCGGCAGGCAGGCUAGGCGAAGGUGAUCGAGUGGGUGAUAAGCAGCGGUGUUUACUUUCAGUGUUCCUCGAGCGCGGAGUUGACCCAAAAGCUCGCAAUACAGCAGGUGUGACUGCAUUGGAAUUGUUGUUCAUGAUAAAGGAUGAACCGAUGUUUGAGAGCGAACAUCGUAAGUACGAUCGUUUUUACGCUAUUGGUCAAGAAGUAGUCAGCCGAUUUGAGCAAGGAGGCUAUAUCUUGACAGAAACAAACGCCGCUAACCAGUCACUUUUACACCUGGUGGCUAAACUUGACUCGGCCGUGCGCCUAUAUGGUUCAAUCUCCUUAAAGACAAGGGGCUCGAUAUUGAGGCGAAAGAUAAGGUUGGAGAGACGCCUCUAG